AUGGCAGCGAGAAAUAUUUUCUCUUGUUUCCGAUGCUUGUGCUUUAGAAAAGUAAGUAGAUUUCUUUGUUUCUUAUACUUACCAUUAACUGGGAGCUCUAAAAUGUUAACCCAAACAACACUAGUUCUAUGAACCCCUUAACUUAUUAUAUUAUGUUUAAAUUCCCGUGGCAGCCUAUGGACUCCCUUUUUUUUUUUUUGUUCUUUAAAGUUAUUAUUGGCAUUUAUAUAGCGCCAGCAUAUAUCGCAGUAGUUUACAAUAUUACAAAACGAGGAAGUUAAAUAUAUUUUUAAAACGUGUUUAAGCCAUAAACCCACCAUUUAAUUUAAAGGUACUGGCUAAUGACGUACUAAUAAUGUACACCUCCAGCAGCCUUAUUAAAUAGUUCUAUUAAAAUGCUGCGCAUACAGUCUUCAAGCACUAUGACCACUUCAUAUAACUGAAGUGGUAAGGUGCUUGAAGGAAUUUUUUAAAUACAUUUUGGUGGGAGCUAUCUUUCCUACAGCUAAUAGUACAUGUGAUUAGAAUUAGAAUACUUCAAAUUAUAUUAUACUAGUACAUGGUGCAUGUGCACUGUAGUUUUAGCAUAUAUACUACAAAGGAAACUAAAAAUAUUCAAAUGCUAUAAGACAACGGUAGCCUAAAUCACUAAGACGUUUAUUCACCAAACAGCAAGUAGAUGUAAAUUUUAAAAUAAACUGAAAAGAGCUUGGAAAUAUUCUCUCUGUAUUAGUUAGCCUCUAGAAAGGGACCAAAGGUUACCAAUUUACUUACCAUUAACUGGGAGCUCUAAAAUGUUAACCCAAACAACACUAGUUCUCUGAACCCCUUAACUUAAUAUUUUAUGUUUAAAUUCCCAUGGCAGCCUAUGGACUCCCCAUUUUACUUUGUUCUUUAUAGUUAAAUACAUUUGUAGCCAUAAGCCCACCAUUUCACUUAAAGGUACUGGCUAAUGACGUACUAAUAACGUACACAGCAGAAUUAUAAAAUAGUUCUGUAUUUAUACCGAAAUGCUGUGCAUACAGACUUCAAACACCAUGACCACUUCAUCAAACUGAAGUGGUAUGGUAUACAAAGAAACUCUUUAAAUACAUUUUGGUGGGAGCUAUUUUUUCUCGGUCUCUACGGCUAAUUGCGUAUGCGAUUAGAAUUUAAUAAUUAUAAUAAUAGUAUAUGGUACAUGUGCACUGUUGUUUUGGGAUAUAUAUUGACAAGGAGCCUAAAGCUGAGAGGAGUUGUGGGACAAUGAAUUGAGAACCCCAGAGAAUAAGUAAUACCAUUAAGAAUAUGGUUUGGAGGUGUGCCAUAAUUACUACGGUAUCUUAGUGGUAUCUUGCUUUAAGUAAACUAAUGUCUGUAUUUGAGGUCACUUAUAAUAAUUUAAACUGUAUCACAGACCCAUGUGGCAGCGAGGGAAUGGACUCUAUAUAUGUUGAGUUUUUUCAUCAAAGUGCUUGCAACGUUCUUGCAAAAUGGUUUUGGUUUUCUGAUUUUGUUUCUGUCUUUUCAGCGCACAAGAUGCAAAAAAUCUGAUGAUGUUGAGCAAAGAGCAGAGGAACGUUCAGGUACAUUAUAAAAUGUUUAUAUCUACCUCCAUGGUGACUGAACCAAUCUUUAACUUGCCGUGUUACCCUCCUGCAGUCUGAUAAGAGCCGACAUGUUCGGUUCCAGUUUGGUGUUACAUUCUCUGACACAAUGCCUUUGCUACAUGUCUACUAUCUCUUCUCAUCUAUUUGGGAACUGUAACAGUUCCUCUAAAAUGAAUGAGUGGCAUACCUCGUGAUAUAACUCAUUUACUCUCUUACAUAAUUAAUAACGCUCAUUGGGAAGGGGUAAGGCAGGUUAACACCCAUAGCCGCACUCCUGCCACUUUGGAUAGCUAAUGGAUGCAGGCCAAAAUCUACCUGGCUUUCUCAGUGUUAGUAUAGGGUGAGGUUAAAGGGUGGGUUAGGGAUAGUAUAGGGUUAAGGCUAGGGUAGUGUACUGUUAGAAUGAAUGUAGAGUUAACAGGGUUGGUGUAGGAUAACGGGUGGUAUCGGCAGUGGCAUAGCAUGGAUUGUCAGCACCUGUGGCAAGGCAUGUAUUGCACCCUCUAACCCUAGUCUAUACACAUUACUUUAGGCGUGAGAUGGAUUUUAAAAAUGACGCAACACAUCUAUCAGUGCCACACACACAUCAUGGAGAUGAGGCGGGCAGGGAAGAGGAGUGAGGCUAUUUAGGCGCCUGUUAAUGGCAUACUUUUAUGAUAACAUGUAAUGGGCAUUUACAUAAUGCCUAUUAAAGAGUGAUUUCUGGUGUUAUCUUUAAACAGGAAAUCACGUUAUUAAUAGGAAUUAUGUAAUUCACCGAUAAGAAUUACAGAAGGACAGUAUGGCUGUGAUUAGCAAGCAAACUACUGUAAAAUGUGAUGAAGUGAUGUUUAUUUUCCCUGUCAUGCUGAAAAACUGUAUAAUGUUUGAACAUUGGGAGAUUUUCUGGGUGAGUGGGAGGGCGCGCUAUUUUUAAAAAUAUAUUACUACUCCUUUCUUUUUUUUUUCCUUUUUAAAUUUUGGGGCCAGCCCACGCUACACCAGUGACUAUAGGGUUUGUGUACCAAAAAUUACUUUAGAUCCUAGAUUGCUGCUUUUUGUGUCAACAAAAGUGGCAUAACUACAUUUUUAUUUUAACUUGGACAGAAUAGUACCAGCUGCCAGCAUUUCUAAUUAGGUUUUGUCUUAUUACUAAUUUUCCAGUAUGUUCCAAGACCUCAGUUGCUCUUGAAGGUGACCCAAGUGCCCCUGCAGACAAUGGGAAUUUAACUGCACUGCAAAAACAGCUCGAAAUUGAGCUUAAGGUGAAGCGAGGUGCAGAGAAUAUGUUCCUGGCAUAUUCCAAAGGCCCUCCAGAAAACCUUAAAUAUCUUGAGGCAUUGCAGGAAAAGCUUGAAGACAUCGAGAAUGAGAUAGAACGUUUGCAGGCACUAAUCGAACAAGAAAACUUUAUUAAUAAAGAUGAAACAACUGCACCAGUUCCAGAAACUGAUGUCACCGAUGUAACGUUGGAGACACCUCCUAUUCCAUCUCCAACACCUUCACAUGGUGAUCAACAUCAGUCUUCAGGACACACUGAGAGAAUGGAUAUAUCGGCUCAGGUAAAACUAUAUGCUUUUUUUUGUGUUUUGUUCUUUUCCCCACACAUUCACGCAAACUUCGCCCACUAUCACACCCAUGGUUUUUGUUUGUAAGUCUUCAUUUGCCGCUUGUAAACAAUGACUACUUAUAAUGAUCUGGAGUCAAACGUACAGGGAGUGCAGAAUUAUUAGGCAAAUUAGUAUUUUGACCACAUCAUCCUCUUUAUGCAUGUUGUCUUACUCCAAGCUGUAUAGGCUCAAAAGCCUACUACCAAUUAAGCAUAUUAGGUGAUGUGCAUCUCUGUAAUGAGAAGGGGUGUGGUCUAAUGACAUCAACACCCUAUAUCAGGUGUGCAUAAUUAUUAGGCAACUUCCUUUCCUUUGGCAAAAUGGGUCAAAAGAAGGACUUGACAGGCUCAGAAAAGUCAAAAAUAGUGAGAUAUCUUGCAGAGGGAUGCAGCACUCUUAAAAUUGCAAAGCUUCUGAAGCGUGAUCAUCGAACAAUCAAGCGUUUCAUUCAAAAUAGUCAACAGGGUCGCAAGAAGCGUGUGGAAAAACCAAGGCGCAAAAUAACUGCCCAUGAACUAAGAAAAGUCAAGCGUGCAGCUGCCACGAUGCCACUUGCCACCAGUUUGGCCAUAUUUCAGAGCUGCAACAUCACUGGAGUGCCCAAAAGCACAAGGUGUGCAAUACUCAGAGACAUGGCCAAGGUAAGAAAGGCUGAAAGACGACCACCACUGAACAAGACACACAAGCUGAAACGUCAAGACUGGGCCAAGAAAUAUCUCAAGACUGAUUUUUCUAAGGUUUUAUGGACUGAUGAAAUGAGAGUGAGUCUUGAUGGGCCAGAUGGAUGGGCCCGUGGCUGGAUUGGUAAAGGGCAGAGAGCUCCAGUCCGACUCAGACGCCAGCAAGGUGGAGGUGGAGUACUGGUUUGGGCUGGUAUCAUCAAAGAUGAGCUUGUGGGGCCUUUUUGGGUUGAGGAUGGAGUCAAGCUCAACUCCCAGUCCUACUGCCAGUUCCUGGAAGACACCUUCUUCAAGCAGUGGUACAGGAAGAAGUCUGCAUCCUUCAAGAAAAACAUGAUUUUCAUGCAGGACAAUGCUCCAUCACACGCGUCCAAGUACUCCACAGCGUGGCUGGCAAGAAAGGGUAUAAAAGAAGAAAAUCUAAUGACAUGGCCUCCUUGUUCACCUGAUCUGAACCCCAUUGAGAACCUGUGGUCCAUCAUCAAAUGUGAGAUUUACAAGGAGGGAAAACAGUACACCUCUCUGAACAGUGUCUGGGAGGCUGUGGUUGCUGCUGCACGCAAUGUUGAUGGUGAACAGAUCAAAACACUGAUAGAAUCCAUGGAUAGCAGGCUUUUGAGUGUCCUUGCAAAGAAAGGUGGCUAUGUUGGUCACUGAUUUGUUUUUGUUUUGUUUUUGAAUGUCAGAAAUGUAUAUUUGUGAAUGUUGAGAUGUUAUAUUGGUUUCACUGGUAAUAAUAAAUAAUUGAAAUGGGUAUAUAUGUUUUUUGUUAAGUUGCCUAAUAAUUAUGCACAGUAAUAGUCACCUGCACACACAGAUAUCCCCCUAACAUAGCUAAAACUAAAAACAAACUAAAAACUACUUCCAAAAAUAUUCAGCUUUGAUAUUAAUGAGUUUUUUGGGUUGUAUCCUCAAAAAUACAACUUGCCUAAUAAUUCUGCACUCCCUGUAUAAUGAGUACAGCCAGAGCCCAAUAUGUAAAAUGUACAUUUUAUUUUGUAGGUAGUUUAAUUCUUCAAAUUAUUGGUGUGGUUUAAGUAACAAAAAGACUUAUACCAGUAAGUGGAGCGCUCCAACACAUAUACAGCUUACCAAAUGGUAUUUCAUUCAAUGGUAGAGUAUAGGGUGCAUGUUAAGAAAAAAAUACAAGGAAUACAAUAUAGUGCAGACGGUAUUUAAAAUAAUAAUGUAAUUGUAGUGAUGAUAUCUGGAUAAAUUGAACACUCACAUUUCAAGAAGCCUGUAUGUGAGAACACUGGCUCCGUAUUUUGGCUUAUGUGCUUAUUAGGGUAGAACCGCCCGUGUAAUGAUAUUGAUGUUACAAAGUUUUGGAGUCCAGUAGCCAGAUCAGCAAUGUUUUCUGCCAGAGGUAGCCACUCGUUACCCAGGUGGUUGAGCCCCUGAGCCUUGAGUGGCCUUCUGGUCUUAAGCAGAGAUGGGAGACUGGAACAGAAAGAUGAUAAUCGUAGUGAGGCAAGCCGAGGUCAGUGGGAAGGAGAAGCAGCAAAGUCAAAACAGUCCAAAUUCAGCAACAGGAAGGAGAAACAGGAACACGCUUGAUUAGAGAGUACAGGAACCACAAUAAUCUGGCAAAGGUACAGAGACAGGAAGUGGCUUUUAUAGGCCAAGAACCAGACACCUGACCAGACACAGCUGAAGAGAGUUGUCACUGAUAACCUUGACUCUACAAACAAUGGUAUCAGAUCUCAGGUAAAUUUGCAAAAGGCAGGCUGGUGUACUGGUAAGGAAGAGGUUUAGCACCAUGUAAACCAGGGUUCAAAACCCAGCAGAGUCAGUUCCUCAUAGCCUGUCUCCUUCGGUAUGGGGUAGUUCUCAAAGACAAAAACAGGAAGAGCAAACCAAUGUGUUUUUGUCUUUGAGAACUACCCCAUAUCGAAGGAGACGGGCGGUGCUACCCUAAUAAGCACAUAAGCCAAAAUACGGAGCCAGUGUUCUCACAUACAGGCUCCUUGAAAUGUGAGUGUUCAAUUUAUCCAGAUAUCAUCACUACAAUUACAUUAUUAUUUUAAAUACCGUCUGCACUAUAUUGUAUUCCUUGUAUUUUUUUCUUAACAUGCACCCUAUACUCUACCAUUGAAUGAAAUACCAUUUGGUAAGCUGUAUAUGUGUUGGAGCGCUCCACUUACUGGUAUAAGUCUUUUUGUUACUUAAACCACACCAAUAAUUUAAUUUCUGUCUUGUGGAAUAGAGGAUAUUUCCACAUAAGUGUACUGAGCAGCCUAUAAAUCACCUUAUUUGUUUAAAGCACCCUGUUAUACACACUCCUCUGUAAAAGGAGGUAACCUUUGAUUGGUAUUCAUAGAUAGUUUAAUUCUUCAAUUUGUCCUGAAGCAUCAGAUACAGGAGUUUUAAUAACUAUAGGCGCUGCCUCUAAAAUCACCACCAUCCACUCCAUCACUCCAUCCACUGGUUCUUCUUCAUAAUUCUCCCAUAUCCAUUGCAUCUCCGGUUAUUUUCCAACAUACCCUGCUUCCUCUUCGUUUGUCUGCUAUUCCCGACUUCAUGUAUUUAUUAAUCAAUAUGUUUCAGACCCAUCAUUACAAUCCCAUGGACCAAAGGCCACAAUUGUCAUUGGGGGGAGGGGGGAUAAGUGAAUUUAAUUUAUGGUGUAUGUAUUUUUUUUUCUAGGGUGAAACAACUGCACCAGUUCCAGAAACUGAUGUCACUGAUGUAACAUUGGAGACACUUCCUAUUCCAUCUCCAACACCUUCACAUGGUGAUCAACAUCAGUCUUCAGGACACACUGAGAGAACGGAUAUACUGGCUCAGGUAAAGCUAUACGCUUCUUUUUUUGUUUUGUUCUUUUCCCCACACAUUCACACAAACCUCGUCAUUAAAGAAAAUUUAGAUAACUGAAGUCCUGAUAAUUCCUGGCAAAUGAUUUGUGCGAUAUUGUGAAAAAUGUAAACACACUCGCUUCUUCGUCCACUAUCACACCCAUUGUUUUUGUUUUUAAUUCUUCAUUUGCCGCUCGUAAACAAUGUCGACUUACAGUAAUCUGGAGUCAAACGUAAAAUCAGUACAGCCAGAGCCCAAUAUCUAAAAUGUACAUUUUAUUUUUGUAGGUAGGUUAAUUCUUCAAUUUAUCCUGAAGCAUCAGAUACAAGAGUUUUAAUAACUUUAGGCGCUGCCUCUAAAAUCACUACCACUUUAUCACUCCAUCCAAUGUUUCUUCUUCAUAAUUCUCCCACACCCAUUGCUUCUCCAGUUAUUUUCCAACAUACCCUGCUUUAUCUUCGUUUGUCUGCUAUUCCCGACUUCAUUUAUUUAUUAAUCAAUAUGUUUCAGACCCAUCAUUACAUCCCAUGGACCAAAGGCCACAAUUUUCAUGCGGGUGGGCGGGGAGUUUAAUUUAUGGUUUAUGUCUUUUUUUUCUAGAAUGACUCAACUGCAUCAGUUCCAGAAGCUGAUGUCACUGAUGUAACGUUGGAGACACCUCCUAUUCCAUCUCCAACACCUUCACAUGGUGAUAAACAUCCGUCUUCAGGACACACUGAGAGAACGGAUAUACCGGCUCAGGUAAUGCUAUAUGCUUCUUUUUUUGUUUUGUUCUUUUCCCCACACCUUCACGCAAACCUCGUCCACUAUCACACCCAUGGUUUUUGUUUGUUAUUCUUCAUUUGCUGCUUGUAAACAAUGUCGACUUAUAAUGAUCUGGAGUCAAAAGUAUAAUCAGUACAGCCAGAGCCUAAUAUGUAAAAUGUACAUUUUAUUUUGUACGAAGUUUAAUUCUUCAAAUUGUCCUGAAGCAUCAGAUACAGGAGUUUUAAUGACUAUAGUCGUUGCCUCUAAAAUCACCACCACUUUAUCACUCUAUCCACCAUUUCUUCUUCAUAAUUGUCCCACACCCAUUGCUUCUCCAGUUAUUUUCCAACAUACCCUGCUUCUUCUUCGUUUGUCUGCUAUUCCCGACUUCAUUUAUUUAUGAAUCAAUGUUUCAGACCCAUCAUUACAAUCCCAUGGACCAAAGGCCACAAUUGUCAUUGGGGGGGGGGAGGGAAUUUAAUUUAUGGUGUAUGUCUUUUUUUUCUAGGGUGAAACAACUGCACCAGUUCCAGAAACUGAUGUCACUGAUGUAACAUUGGAGACACUUCUUAUUCCAUCUCCAACACCUGCACAUGGUGAUCAACAUCAGUCUUCAGGACACACUGAGAGAACAGAUAUACCGGCUCAGGUAAAGCUAUACGCUUUUUUUGUUUUGUUCUUUUCCCCACACAUUCACGCAAACCUCGUCAUUAAAGAAAAUUUUGAUUACUGAAGUCCUGAUAAUCCCUGGCAAAUGAUUUGUGUGAUAUUGUGAAAAACGUAAACACACUCACUCUUUGUCCACUAUCACACCCAUUGUUUUUGUUUUUAAUUCUUCAUUUGCCGCUCGUAAACAAUGUCGUCUUAUAAUGAUCAGGAGUCAAACAUACAAUCAGUACAGCCAGAGCCCAAUAUGUGAAAUGUACAUUUUAUUUUGUAGGUGGUUUAAUUCUUCCAUUUGCCCUGAAGCAUCAGAUACAGGAGUUUUAAUGACUAUAGUCGUUGCCUCUAAAAUCACCACCACUUUAUCACUCCAUCCUCUGUUUCUUCUUCAUAAUUCACCCACACACAUUGCUUCUCCAGUUAUUUUCCAACAUACCCUGCUUUCUCUUCGUUUGUCUGCUAUCCCCGACUUCAUUUAUUUAUUAAUCAAUGUUUUAGACCCACCAUUACAAACCCAUGGACCAAAGGCAACAUUUGUCACAGGGGGGGUGGGGGGGAAACAACAACUUUAAAUUAUGGCGCAUGUCUUUUUUCCUAGGAUUCUGGAGCAGUCAAUGAAUAUCCAUGCUUUAAUAAAUUAACGUCGCUAAGCAUAAUCUCAGAAACAACAAAAGAACCUGAUAACAGCGUGCUUCCAGCAUCUGGCAAUAUUGAGCCAGAAUGUCAACUCAGCCUGGAAGACUUCGAUCUUCGCUGUGUGCUGGGUAGAGGAAAAUUCGGGAAAGUAAGUUUAAGCAUGAAUUCGAAUACUCUUUCGAGGAAAAGUGUCUUAGCAAAUGCAUUACAACGCUAGAAUCUUUUUGCGUUUUGUUUAUGUAUCAAAGUGUUUAAAACAUUUACAUUUAACGAAUGUGCUACAUUUAUAUGUAUAAGUCAGUACAUUUUUCUAAAGAGGUCUGUUUUUUUUUAUUUUACUUUUAAAAUUUGUCAGUUGGAUACUAUAUUUUUGUCAGACAGAAAAUCCACCACAAUGAUAUAGUUGGAAAUGUUUGUAGGAAAGAUAGGUGCAGAUUUGCUAAAUGUAUUUUUUAUAUACAGACUACCCCCAAAAUUGUGAUCUAACCACAAAAAAAGUCUUCAAAGGAAAGAAGCAAAAUAAAAAUGACAGGGCAGAAAAAAAAAUGCAAUUCUGCCGUACCAAACUUGAAUGAAUUGAUGCAGAAUAAGAACACAUGCAUACCUUUGUUUUUAAUUUUAGGUGUUCCUUGCUGAACACAAGGACACUGAGAAAAUCUAUGCCCUAAAAGCCCUGAAAAAAGGAGACAUUGUUUCAACAAAAAAGGUCCACCGGUCAGUAAACAGAGCUAUUCAUACCUUAUCCUGUUUUAUUUUAUUUGUUAUGAUUUUUUGGAGAUCAGGGAAAUAAUUGACUUAUUGUUCCUUAUCCAGUCUUAUGAGUGAGAAGCACAUUUUCCAAUCUGUAAGCAGCAUGCGCCAUCCAUUUCUGGUAAACCUGUUUGGUUGUUUCCAGACCACACAUCAUGCCUGCUUUGUCAUGGAAUACACUCCUGGCGGGGACCUUGUUACAAACGUUUACAACAGCAACGGUGCAUUAACAGAGCCCAGAGCGACGUAAGUAUAAGCAGCAUUGUGCCCAUAUUUCUAAACCUGUAAUGCAGUGUUUAGCAGCUGCUGGCAUUGAGGUAGGCAAUACAUUCCAUAGAGUCUAGUUAGAUUAUUGGGAAAGAUAAUCGUUAUUUUACACUUACCUGACUGUCCAGGUCCCACGGUCUUUCCAUUCUAUACAACAGAAGAAUUUUAUACUUCUGCAAUAGCAUAACCAACUUUAGUCAAUAUGGAUUGGCUGAGAGUGUUACAUUAAAAGUCACCAUGUCAGACCAUAGAGUGACACAGGAUUUGUGGAAAAUAACUUUUCAAUAGUACAAAGAUUGCAUUUUUUUAUCAUCUUAAAAGUAACCAACGCGUUUCUUUUUUUUUCAUAGAUUUUAUGCUGCUUGUGUUGUGCUUGGCUUGGAAUAUUUGCAUUCCCAAAAGAUUAUCCACAGGUAAGUGUAAAGCGCAAAAACAAAGUGGAUUGCGCAGUUAUAUUUGUUAUAUUUACAGCACUGCCUGUGCUUAAACCUAUUUGUUUUUCUAUGUUAUGGUUUUAAAUGUAACCUUUUUAAAAGCCUAAACUAGGAAACUCAUUAAUACCUGCAUCCAAGUGUCCUCUAGAAUUAUGUAAACAUUAUUAAAAACAUUUUUUCUGCUUUUUAAUCUAGGGAUCUUAAAUUAGAGAAUAUACUUGUGGAUAAGGAAGGAUUUGCAAAAAUAACUGACUUCGGUAUUAGUAAGGAAGGUAGAUAUAAUUUUACAUUUAUACAUAGAUAUUUGAUAAAUUAACGAAUGCCUCUGUAACAUCAGUGCGGGCUUUACACAUAUAAAAUUAAAUCCUUAAAAUUCAGCUUAAAAACUAAUGUGUGCUUGUUUCCUAAACAACCAUUAAGACUUUGAAAAUGUAAAAAUUGCUUUUUUUGGUCCUUUUUUCUAGUCUGAUUUUAAUAAGUACAAAAUCAAACAUGCAAUAUUAAAGUAGAUAAAAUAGCUACAAGGCUCUAGGGGAAAUAGAUCUAGACAAUGAUUAUAUGGAACUGUUAACCCGACAUAACCAAUGUGGCAGAUGAGGAUAUAGAGAACAAAAAUUGGUUUCAAACCAAUUCUAAAAGGUUUGACAUAAAACUGGGAUAUGGCGCCAACAGACUUUAGACCACAUGAAAGGACCUGCACUUUAGUGUUCAUAUUGCAAGUUAAUUUACAUAGUGUGCCCUAGCUGUGCCAGGAUAGCCAGGCAUACAAAGGAAAUAAAAAAAUUAAAUUACAAUUGUGAAUAAAUCCCACAUUUAAAUUUAGCCUCAUUCAAACAUAAUCUAAUUCUGUACAUAAUUAAAAUUAAAAAUUACAUAAACAAAAAGAUAUCAAAAGCACAAAUCAAUAUAUACUUUGUAACAAGGGAUCAUUGAACAAACCAAUAUGUGGAUUCGAUCUCAGGAAAUUACUUUAAAAAACUGUAAUAAGAAAAAACUAUACAAAAAUAUUCAGUGUCUCUAAUGAACAAAUGCCUAACUGACAGAUGUACGGGAAUGUAACUUAAAGGGACACUAUAAUAAUAAUCACCAAAACAACUACAGCUCAUUGUAGUUGUUCAGUCCCUAUAGUAUGGCCCUGCAGGUAUUUUCAUGCAAACACUAGUUUACAUUUAAGCCCAGUGACACAUCCAGUGGCCACUCCUCAGUGUGCAGCACUGCCGUUCAGCAUCUCCAUGUUCUUAAUAGAGAUACACUGAUUCACUGGAUCUCUAUGAGGAGAUGGGGAUUGGCCAGGUCGACUUUUGACACCCCCCCUAGCCCCUAGCUCAAUUCUGAUGUCAGCCAGAGGCAGAUUGGGUGGGGUCAGUUCCGGCAGACCCUUGCGGCGCUGGGUAGAGGUUUUAACCCUUUCUAAAGGCUAUUAGAGGGGGGGAGGGGAGGGUUAAACCACCUAAAUAAUGGUUUUAACACUAUUGGACCAGGAAUACCCUAUAGUGUUACUUUAAAGGCAGGGAAUGUACAUCUUCAAUUUAAAUAUAAUUAACUUUUGUCUCUCUCUGAGGAAUUGGAUAUGGAGACCGAACCACAAGUCAUUGUGGAACACUAGAUUACAUGGCUCCCGAAAUCCUCAAGCACGAAAGUUACACCAAAGCUGUGGAUUGGUGGAGUCUGGGAGUGGUCAUAUAUACAAUGCUGGCAGGAGUGGUAAGAAUAGUUUAUUAAGAAUUAAUGGACGGAAUCCUGACUCGACAAGCAAAACACUAUAUACCAAUGUGUGCUUAUCAACAAGAUAAUUCAUCAGAUUUACAGAACUCAGCUUUUUAUUUUUUUUACUUUAGACUCCUUUUGACGGCGAAGAUGAAUUUGAAAAGAUAAAUAACAUCAUCAAUCGCAGAUUCAGCUGUCCGGAGUUCAUGUCUGUCCUGUCUGUAGAAACCAUCGAUGUAAUCGAAGAUGUAUGUUGCCAAUGCAUGUUUAGUGUUUUUAACUUGAAUUUUAGAGAGCACAGUGUGGUUGACUAUAACAGAAUGGGACAGGCAGUUACAGGCACAUAUGGAUCUAGCUACAAAAAGAUACAGAAUAAUGUUAUGUUUGGAGACUCAUUUUAAUUAAAAUAAAAAAACAAGAAGAAUCAUAGUAAUCAGGACAGUACAUUAUCUGGAUAACCUGCUUGAAAUUUGUUUUAAUUAAUUAAUGAGUUUAUUUAUUUUAAUCAAAAUACCAAAUGCCAUUUUAAGAAAAAAAAAAUUAUUUUACAGUUUCUCAACAUAAAUCCAGAGGACCGUCUAGGGGCAAGUGAAUAUGACGCAGAAGAUGUAAAGUGGAAUCCAUUCUUUCAAGUAAGUCCAUUUUGUUCAUCUACAAGCCAUAGGUAUAUAGAGGGGAAUGGUAUAUUCUACCUCAAUCUUGUUUUUAGUUCCAAGUGAAAUUGUCACAUGUCACAUCUGUGGAAACCUACAUUCUAACACCUAAAUAAACAUAAGUUCAUUUGGAUGCUUAUUUAAAUGUAUGUACUUAUGUAUAUUUGCAUUAAAUUCAUGCCCGUGAAGGCAUUAAACGGCCAAUGUAAAAUGUCCCCUGUAUUUGCAUGUGUGUGAGCACAGUGAAACAAAGGACAUUUAUCUUUGUCGAAACGACUUUCUUCCACUAAUGAAUGCACGUGUCAUCCUAUCCGGUGACUUUAAUAAUUUAUUUGUGAAUUACAUUGUAACUUGUGUAGAAUUUAGUUUUUCAGAUUUUUGCAAGUCUAUAUUUUUCAUCUUAAUAUUAUGACUUAAUGAUGCAUAUUCGUUAUCUUUGUCGAAACCACUGUCUUCCACUAAAACGUUUAAUUUGUUAACAGGAGAUAGACUGGGAUGAAUUAUUAGCUAAGAAUGUGAAGCCCCCCUUUAUACCAACCAUCGAUGGAAUUGAAGAUGUUAGGAAUUUCGAUGAGUAUACCUCAGAAGAUCCCAUCUUAACACCUCCAAACGGGACAAAGGAACUUACAGAAAAAGAGCAGGAAGAUUUCAGGGACUUUGACUGGAUUGCAAAUUGGUCCUAA
Messenger RNA from Pelobates cultripes (western spadefoot toad), 13197 nucleotides. NCBI's taxonomy places the organism in Eukaryota, Metazoa, Chordata, Amphibia, Anura, Pelobatidae. The record is from the annotation of a GenBank genome assembly.